AGCUACUACACUUGUAGUUGCAGACAUCAUUUACCAUUGCAUAAACUGUAAUACCUUCUUAAUAAAUCUGUGUUUGUCCUUGACCCUCUCUUAACCUGUUCAGUACUAACUUUAAAAGUCAAAGAGCUGAGCAUUUACACAAGGUUAUUUUAGUAUACCCCCCAGACAGAGCAGAGAAGUCACAGAAUUUAUAGGAACAGGUUUCUUGGCUCAUUUAAUAUCUCGUGGGCAACAGAUAUUGGAACAUGUGACAGAAAACAAAACAAACAACAAAAGAAAGCUCGUGUCUGUCUUUGGUCCCAAGUUCCUAACAGCUAGCUUCCUGCACUAUUUAGGGCAAGUCCUUACCACAGCCUCCUUACCUGUCCCACAUAAUUCCUGACUCAAGACUUUUACUCCUAAUGUUCCAUUAGGAACAAUUUCCCCCAGAUGUCUUCAUGUUUUCAUCGCUUCCGAAAUAUGCUUCAUCUAUGCAAACAGCCUCCCCCACUCCCACUUUUGAUUCACUAUUUACUACCUACUGGGUAUUUCUUCUCGCCUCCUUUUGCUUGAACACAGGGGACCUCAUUUUCUUUACUACUGUAUGUUCAGUUCUUAGAACAGCGACAGAGCAGUCACCCACCAAUACAUAUUUUUACAUGCUGCAAUAAAAAGUAGCUGCUCUUGGCUGUGAGGCUGGGGUUGUCUCUGGAAGAGGACUUUCAUUACUUUUGAGAGCCUCAGUAUUAGGUAGAGGCCUCGCUGACCAGGUUUCUGUUCCUGCUAACUGAGGCCUUGCCCAAGUUCCACAGGAUCGCUUGUCAUUGGUUGAACUCUCCAAGUCCGUCCUGCCAUCCAAUAAUAGUGAUGUCUGGAGGCCAGGGCACCUGCAAAUCAGCUCUAGGGCACAGAGAUGCCGAGACCUCCGGUUGCCUAGAAGGGCCAUAGGGACGGAGGGGCGGGUCGGCUGGACGACUCAGUCUCGGGGUACAGAGAUGCGGAGACCUCCCAGUGCCUAGAAGGGCCGCAGGCGCAAGGAAGGGGAGCAAAUCACAGCUGCAGUUCGCAGGCUUUGUUCCGAGGACUGUGUGUGGUUCGGUGAGGAUCCGCGGCAGCCAGCUGAACACCGGGCUCCAGGAGCGAGGUGCAUGCUGCCUCCCUAGGUCCUGCGGGUGCCUGCCUUUGUCCAGCAUCUCCUCUGCAUGUUGGAAGAGUGACGGGACCCGCCAAGGCUAUCCGGGUUCAGGUCGCUCCAGGACUACCUAACCACGGAGUGUUUGGCUGCCUUCGCCAGUCCAAACCCAGCUGUGUCACCAGUGAGGACACUGGGGUCGGGAGAAGUGGGUGCCAACACUCAUAUCACAGCCUAGUGUGAGGAUCAGAGGACGUCUCUCCAUCCACUGUGGGAAGUGAUUGAACUAAGGUCAUAUUUAGUGAUUCAGAGCCUGUCAAGAACUUCUGCACUUAACCCGAGGAAGCAAUCAGGCAGAAUUUCUGCUGGGCAGAUCCUUUGGAGUGAAGCUCCUGUGCACAAUGAUGAGGUUCUCUGCCUUUGAACACUUGCCCUUCUACACGAGACCCUGUGAUCUACUACAUCUUGUCUUCGUUGAAUAAUUCUUACCCUGUUGCUGACAAACUGGGACCUGUACACUUUCUCUUUCUCCUGUCGGAUGGUGAAAUAAACUGAGGAGGUAUUGAUUCUAAAGCGUCAUUCCUGAAAAAUCAGAAUCACAUUUUACCUUGGGGAAUUCCACAUAAGUGUUGCCACAGAAGUAAAAGAUUAAAAGGAAAAGAUGAGACUAGAAGAGCUACUGGAAUGCCCCCAGCGUGAGAAGAUGAGGAGAAAGAUGAGAAAGCUCAAACGUAAGGCAUUUGAAGAUAGUAAAUCACCCACAGAAGGGAGUGGCCAAGAAUGUGAAGAUGAUAGUAGUCAGUGCUGUGACUCUCCAACACACGAGAGAGGUCUUGGUGCAAAGAGACAGUAUGUGUGUACUGAGUGUGGAAAAGCCUUUAGUCAGAGUGCCAACCUCACUGUGCAUGAGCGAAUCCACACAGGAGAGAAGCCUUAUAAGUGUAAGGAAUGUGGGAAAGCCUUCAGUCAUAGCUCCAACCUUGUGGUCCAUCGGAGGAUUCACACAGGACUGAAGCCAUACACAUGUAGUGAGUGUGGGAAAUGUUUCAGUGGUAAGUCACAUCUCAUCCGGCACCAGGAAAUCCACAGCGGAGAGAAAACAUAUGAAUGUAAAGAGUGUGGGAAAGCCUUUAGUCGGAGUUCAGGACUUAUUUCUCAUCACAGAGUUCACACUGGCGAGAAGCCCUACACUUGUAUUGAGUGUGGGAAAGCAUUUAGCAGGAGUUCAAACCUUACUCAACAUCAGAGAAUGCACAAAGGAAAAAAGAUUUACAAAUGUAAAGAGUGUGGGAAAACAUGUGGUUCUAAUACAAAGAUUAUGGACCAUCAGAGAAUUCACAGUGGAGAGAAGCCCUAUGAGUGUGAUGAGUGUGGAAAAGCAUUCAUCUUGAAGAAGGCUCUUAAUGAACACCAGAGACUUCAUCGUAGAGAGAAACCUUAUAAAUGUAAUGAGUGUGGGAAAGCUUUUACUUCUAAUCGAAACCUUAUUGAUCAUCAGAGAGUUCACACUGGAGAGAAGCCUUAUAAAUGUAAUGAAUGUGGAAAAACCUUCAGACAGACUUCUCAAGUUAUUCUACAUUUGAGAACCCAUACUAAAGAGAAACCCUAUAAAUGCAGUGAGUGUGGGAAAGCCUAUCGCUAUAGCUCACAACUUAUUCAACAUCAAAGAAAACAUAACGAAGAGAAAGAAACCUUAUUGUUUGUGGGCCAGGUGUGAUGGCACAUGCCUUUCAUCCCAGCAUUUAGGAGGCAGAGACAGGGAGAUCCCUGUGAGUUCUAGAACAGUUAAGGCCACACAGUGAGACCCCUGUCUUAGAAAAAAAGGAAAAUUGGCUCUAAGGCUAAUUGCUACUUUUCUGAAAAUUAGAUUUUUAGUAACAUUAAAUUUAAUUCUGCUUCUAAGAAUCCAUACAGGGAAAAUAAUAAGUGCUAAAGUUUAGCAAAAGGGAUAUUCGUGCCAGCAUUAUAUAUAACUGAAAGGGAGAAAAAAACUACCAUAGAUUAUUUCAUGUGCGGGAUGAAACAAAUGAUACAUCUAUUCAGAGUAUACCUCUGAAGCCAGUCUGUUUUUAAAGAAUUUUUAAUGUGUGCCAUGGGGGAAAUUUUGAAGAAAAUGGAAAAUGAAAGAAUAAAGUACCCAGAUAAAAUAUUUAUGCCUAGGAAAAAUGGGGAAAGUGAAGAGGGCCAGACCUAAAUUUCAGCAAUGGUUAUCUCUGUUAAUAAGUUGUAGGGGAUUUCUAUUUUCUCCUGUGUACUUUUCUAGACUUUCUAGAUUUUUUACAAUGAGAGUGUUACUUUUAUAUUUAAGAAAACAGUAUAUUUUAAAUAUAAUGAAUACGUUCUCAUUUUUAUUCAGUGGUGGUAGGGAAAGUGCCUAUUAUGUAGUCUUAAAAAGCUUGGGAUUCACCCUAAUACUGGCACUCCACUUCUUACUAGUAAAACCAGUGCAGUUUUAAAGUAAGUUGACUCUAUGAUCACUGUUAGGUUAACAGAACACAGCAAAAGACAUUAGUUCACCUUCUCUUUCUGCAUAGUAGAAUGAUCAUACAUGAUGGACAGCUACCCUUCCAGCAAAUAUCUAGACAAUUAAGAAAAAUUUUUUUUCUUUUAAUGAACUAGAGGAAUUGUAGGCUCAAAAAAUAGGAAGUGGAGAAUUUUGCCUUCAUCAUGUUAUUUGGGGCUGAGUGGGUGAAAUACAGUUAGAUUGAGAGAGCUGUGUCCUGAUCCACUUGCUGAAAACCAGCUUAACUACUUUGGACAAAUGACUUCACUACUCAGAUUUCUGGUUUACCUCAAAGGGGUGCUGUGAGGAUUAAGUGAGAUGAUGCCAGCGAUGUAUGCCAAGACUGGUACAUGGCAGAAACAAACAGCUCCAGUGAAAGUUACUGGAGCCAUAUUUCUAAACACUCCCAAAAGAAAAUAACUUAAGAGAUAUUUAGCAUUUAGCAUAUUUUCAGGUGUAAUUAACAGGAUUCCAAGUAAUAAUAACUUUCAUCUGUAAAACGUCAUUGUUUCUGAAGAGGUCAUCUAGAAUUAAGCAGCUCAUCCUUUGUUUUUGUAACUCAGCAGUUCAUCAGACUUGCAAUAACUCCAUACAUUCUUCAUCAAAUUGCUUUUCUUGUUCAUUAUCUCAUGGUUUCAAGCCACUGGCCACAGCUGCAUUCUUCUUCACACAGCUUCCCCAAAGAUAGGACUGGCCGGGCGGUGGUGGCGCACGCCUUUAAUCCCAGCACUUGGGAGGCAGAGGCAGGCGGAUCUUUGUGAG
This is a messenger RNA of Peromyscus leucopus (white-footed mouse), 4376 nucleotides long. It is a transcript of the gene Znf660, whose product is annotated as zinc finger protein 660. The transcript has 4 exons. NCBI's taxonomy places the organism in Eukaryota, Metazoa, Chordata, Mammalia, Rodentia, Cricetidae. Bases 1773 to 2828 code for a protein of 351 amino acids. The record is from RefSeq and is a predicted model, not a curated record.